AUGGCAGACUCGGAACCGGUGGCCGUUGUAUGCAUCGGCAUGGCCGGGUCGGGUAAGACGACAUUCAUGCAGCGUAUUAACGCGCACCUGCAUGCGCAGCGCGAGCCUCCCUACGUCAUCAACCUCGAUCCCGCCGUGCUCACCGUGCCCUUCGAGAGCAACAUCGACAUCCGAGACUCGGUCAACUACAAGGAGGUCAUGAAGCAGUACAACCUCGGCCCCAACGGCGGCAUCUUGACGUCCUUGAAUCUCUUCUCUACCAAGGUCGACCAGAUCCUCAAGCUGCUCGAGAAGCGAACGGGCCCGGAUCCUGAGAAUCCCGGCAAGAAGAUCAUUAAAAACGUGCUCGUCGAUACACCCGGACAGAUCGAGGUCUUUGUGUGGUCUGCCUCAGGCCAGAUCCUCCUCGAGUCCCUCGCCUCGACCUUCCCGACCGUCAUCGCCUACAUCAUCGACACGCCACGCACCGCCUCGACGAGCACCUUUAUGAGCAACAUGCUGUACGCAUGCUCCAUCUUGUACAAGACGAAGCUCCCCAUGAUUCUAGUUUUUAACAAGACCGAUAUCAAAGACGCUAGCUUCGCUAAAGAGUGGAUGACGGACUUCGAGGCUUUCCAGGCGGCGCUGGCGGGCGACGAGGCCGCUAACGCAUUCGGUGGCGUCGAGGGCGAGGGUUCCGGCAGCGGUUACAUGAGUAGCCUGCUCAACUCGAUGAGCCUCAUGCUCGAGGAGUUCUACGCACACCUCAGCGUCGUCGGCGUCUCGUCGAUGACGGGCCAGGGCGUCGACGACUUCUUCGCCGCCGUCCGGGAGAAGGCGGACGAGUUCCGGCGCGACUACCGGCCCGAGCUCGAGCGCAAGCGGAAGGAGCGCGAGAGCCAGAAGCACAAGCUCCGCGAGAAGGAACUCGACAAGAUGAUGAAGGGCAUGUCGAUGGGUUCGGGCGGCGGGCGGCGCACCGACAAGCUGCCGCAGCCGCCCCGGGACGACGACGACGACGAAGAGGACGAAGAGGACGAGGACAUGGAGGACGAGGGCGCGGAAGACUACGCCGACGUGGACGACGAGUACGACCGCGAGGGCCUGCAGGCGAGGUACGCGGCCGCCAUGGAGGCCAGCGCCGACUCGACGAUGGACGAGGCCAGCUUCGCCAAGUAUAUACAUAUGCAGAGAAAGGGGUAA
This is a messenger RNA of Durotheca rogersii, 1182 nucleotides long. RefSeq lists its product as uncharacterized. Lineage: Eukaryota; Fungi; Ascomycota; Sordariomycetes; Xylariales; Xylariaceae. The record is from RefSeq and is a predicted model, not a curated record. Gene Ontology annotation, molecular function: GTPase activity. The transcript has 2 exons. The coding region runs from base 1 to 1182 and encodes 393 amino acids.